Nothobranchius furzeri (turquoise killifish) is the source of this 1292-nucleotide messenger RNA. RefSeq names its product sorting nexin 10a (gene snx10a). NCBI's taxonomy places the organism in Eukaryota, Metazoa, Chordata, Actinopteri, Cyprinodontiformes, Nothobranchiidae. The record is from RefSeq and is a predicted model, not a curated record. Gene Ontology annotation, cellular component: endosome. Gene Ontology annotation, molecular function: phosphatidylinositol phosphate binding. Gene Ontology annotation, biological process: cilium assembly; vesicle organization; intracellular protein transport.
UCCCCCCCUUCCACAAGCUGAUACCGGUCUAACUGAUUGAGAGGCAGUUAGGUGUUCUCUGGGGCUCUGCCGAACAUCUUUAUGGAGUUUUGGGUUCGUUUUUGCUACUCUCGGCUCAGACUAGUGAUUUAACAAAGAACGAGACAUUUUUACUGGGUUUCCUGUCCCGUUUUGGUGUUUAUUAGCAGCUGGAAGGUCUCCCCGAGCAGCUAUUAGCAAAACCUUCCAGGUAGACUGAGCUUCCAGCUUCAGCACCGGCCCGGUACCGGUGUUAGUCGUUCACCGGGACCAGGUCCGUGUAAUUGGAGGGAUGGAAGAAUUUGCACCAAAAAUGGAUGGUCUUCUGGAGAAUCUGUCUAAAGCUGAAUUCGUCGGCAUUUGCGUUCAAGAUCCCAGACUCCACAAAGACGAUCACUGGCACACGCAUGUCGACUAUGAGAUUUGUCUACAUACAAACAGCAUGUGUUUUCGGAAGAAGACUUCCUGUGUCAGACGCCGUUACAGUGAGUUUGUUUGGCUGCGGCACUGUUUGGCUCAGAACGGCCUGAUGAUAGAGCUGCCUAAGCUGCCGCCCUGGAACCCGUUUUUCUGUCUGAAGAACAGGCAGCAGGUGGACCAAAGGAUGAAGGGCCUGCAGGAGUUCUUGGAGAUUGUUCUUCAGAAUCCCUUGCUGUUAUCCGACAGUCAUCUCCAUCUGUUCCUCCAGUCGGACCUGAGCAUCUCUAGGAUUGAACGGUGUGCUCUUGGUAAAACCAGGUACACGGUGGCUGAAGCCAUUCAGCGUUCCCGCUGUGGGUACGCCGCCAGUUUAGAGGACAAGACUUCCUUUGACUCAGACUAUGAAAGCUCUGUGUCAUCGGGGCUCAGCAUCGACGCCACGGUGGAAGAAAGGCCCUUCCUCCGCUACCCUGAGACAGAUCUGUAACCCAGCUGUCCUCCCGUCUCACGCGUGUGGACGUUUACUCUGAUGUGCAUCACCGCACCCCCUCUUAGUCCUCUGAGCUCUUGUGAUUCUUUACCUCCAAGGACCAUUGUUUUAAUUUUUAUGGUGUCAUUCUUCCACUGUGACACUAAUUUUAAUUGAACUCGUACUUGGGAGUACUGUCAUCUUUUUAAAGUAUUGUACAAAAUGUAAAGUCAAUCUAAGAGUAAGUUCUUAAGUACGAAGCAUAUUUUAUUACCCUAAAGCUGCACUGUGGUCAUGAAGGCACGUUUUCAACUAUGUAAUUGUUUUUAAUGUAUUAAUAUUUUUUAUUUGUUGAAGGAUAAAUAAAUUGUCUUUUUUAAAGUAA